AUGAGGUUGGAGUGGUCUUCGGCUUGGCUAGUGAAAGAAGAAGAAGAGUAUCAUAUUUAUGAUAAACCAGAAGAUGAGACAGUGAUGGUUUGCACAAGUCUUGAUGGUCUUGUCUGCUUCCAUGGCGGUACGGAGUUGAAAGAGCCAAUUAGAGUGAUAAAUCCAGCCACGAGAUGGUCUCAGACGCUUCCUCUUGCCAAGAUUCAGCUGGAGCAUUUACACAUCAAGGUUUUCGAUUUCGGUGUCAAGCAAUGGAGGCUGGUGAUUCCACCUGAUCAUCCGACAGACCACAAGGUGUCACCAACAUUUUCAAACGGAUGGCUUUAUCGGUUCAGCCAAGAGCAUACUAAGUUGGUUGCUUUUGAUCUUCACAUGGAGAUGUUUCAAGUCGUUCCAAACCCGAUCAUUGAUCCAUCAUCUUCAUCAUCAUCAUCAUCGUCUAUUAAUAUGGAGAUGGACAGCAUUGAUGAUGAACGUGGUCUUGUAUGGAUUUCUGUGACAAAUGGAGAUGGCAUGCAACACGUUUGGAGGAUCAGUAACCACAAUACAGGAGGAGGAUUGUUAAAGAUGUACAAGAUGUUCUCCUUUGAAUUGAACAAGAUUACGUCGACUUGGUUUGAAGAAACUCUUCUUGAUUCGACGCUCCUCAUGAUUGUUGCAAUUUCCAAGAAUGAUGACAAGGUGAUGCUCUCAAAAUCUCGCUCCCAAACCCUCAUCCUUUAUCAACCCCUAAACCCUAAUUCUACUCUCUAG
Eutrema salsugineum is the source of this 753-nucleotide messenger RNA. RefSeq names its product F-box/LRR-repeat/kelch-repeat protein At1g09650-like. The transcript is spliced from 2 exons. The coding region runs from base 1 to 753 and encodes 250 amino acids. The record is from RefSeq and is a predicted model, not a curated record. NCBI's taxonomy places the organism in Eukaryota, Viridiplantae, Streptophyta, Magnoliopsida, Brassicales, Brassicaceae.